AUGCGCGAGCUGCUCGGCGUGCCCCGCUCUGGCCGCGCGGCACCGGAGGCCCCCGUCGGGGCAGCGCCCUCUUUCCGCGCCCGCGCUGCUUGCGAGCGGCCGGCGGAGCCGUGCGACGCCUGGGGGGCCUUCGAGCUCGAACGGAUGGGCGGCGCGCUCGGGGGCACCGUCGCGGCGCUGCUGCUCGUGAAGCUGGCCUGCCACGGAGCGGGGCUGGCCGAGGACGUGGCGUUAUCGGCUCCUGAAUGCGUCGGCACCACGUCGGCCGGCGUCACGCCCAUCGAGAAGUACGACGACAGUGACAGCGAUGACGUGGGCUGGGUGCGACGCAGUGGCAGGUGGAAUGACGUGCCCUACGAUGUGGAUCCAGCUGGGGUGCAUCGGUUGCGGCAAGAACCAACGGCGGCAGAAGAACACGUGCACCUUCGAGAUGCAGACCUGCUCGCUGACCAUCGCUGCCGCACUGUGGCGGCCAAGCUCGAGACGUCCAUGGAUCGGGCCGCGGCGGCUGACGCUGGGGCGUUGCCCGCGAUGCGCAGCGGAGCUCGCGGCGCGAUCACCUGGGCGGCGUCGCCCACUCGUGGGCGCGAGGGCGACUUCGGCAGAGGCUGGCUCAUGACAGGGGCUCGCGGAGCGUUCUGGCGCAUCGAGGUCAUCAACAAUGAGGGGAUGAAGGUCGAUGACCAUGACGAUCGCUGUCGGGCCGUCGCACAACUGGAGUCGACGCAGCGGGGUGUGCCCGAGCAUUUCCAACGCAGGCAGUUCGUACGCCUGGUGCUGCUCUCAGGUCAGUGCGACGAUACCAACUUGCAGGCUUGCGAGGCGAUAGUCCGCCACAGGCAGAUGAUUGAGUACUCGUACGCGGAGAUGGUUGAGGGGGCAUGGAGCGCCCCUUCCGCGGCUCCCACUCGGCGGCCGAUCGGGGGGCGCCUCUGCACGGUCAAUUCGUACGAUCUGCCCUUGGUCACGAUGAGCCCUCUCGACGCGUUGCUCGCAAUCCCCUACCUCAUCCACUUCCGCCGGUCGCUUCCGAUCGCGCUGCCAGUGGUGGAUUUUUGUCUCGUGGGUGCCGUCAGCGGGUUCAACAGCGUCGUGCUCGUGACCUCGAUGAUCGGCCUCGUCACCUCGGAAGCUCUGCGGAGGCUUCGAGCGCCCGGCUUCUACGGUUCCGAGGAGGACGCGAAGCUGGGGAACUACAAUCCCGUUCUGCUCUCGCUGCUGUCCGCGGGUAGCCAUUCGGUUACUCUCGCGGACUUGCGGGGCGCAGGCGGGCGCAGGCGCGUCGCGGAGUUCGUUCGCGAUAGUGCGCUACAUGCAGCGGCUCUGCUCUCACCGCUGCUGUGGCGCAACCUCAAGUCCUCCUGGGGGCCGACGCUGUACGCCGUGGACGCGUCUCCGACCGGUCUGGGGGUCUGCCCGUCGGCCAUCUCCGCCGAGGAAGCUCGAGGCCUGAGGCGCUGCGAGCCCUGGCGUUUCUCUCGGGGCGCCCGUCUCCCUCCGGGUCUGCAGGCUGCCGCCGCUGCCGCCGUAUCCGACGACCCCGAGGUGCAGCGGCUGUCCGGGGCGCACGACAAUGGGCCCAGAGGUCUCUGGGACAUCGACGGGGGCCCGCCUCACGCAGGUAGUACCGCUGACGUUCUGGGCUCUGGACUCGGUGACGCUCGUGAGAAUGUUUUUCGCGAAGUACCCCCGAAGCUGUUGAAACGGGACUGGAUGAUCGCGGGCCGCUACAGGUGGAAGGUUGAGGAGCCGAUGCCGAUGCUCGAAGGGCGGGCCAUCCUGCACGCCCUCCGACAUGCCUUGAGGAGUGCUCAGAACUUCGGGCGGCGGAUCGCCGUCUUGGGGGACGCCCCUGCGGCCACCUGUGUUGCAUCGAAGGGCCGUUCGGAUUCCGGGGCGAUGCUGAGGGUCACUCAGUCGGUCGCCGCUCUCUGUCUGGCCACUGGGUGCGCGCUGCACUGCCGGUGGCUUCCCUCGGAGUGGAACGUGGCCGAUGGCCCCUCGAGGGGGCUUGCCGCUCGGUGCCGCAGCCGCUGUCUCUCUCGAAGCCCCACGACGUGGAGUGGCGUCGUUCGGCUGGGCGGGCCCCAUCCGCCCCGCGGCAUGGCGCCGCUGCUGGUGGCGAUGCUGCUGCGGGCGACGCCCACGACCAGCUCCCCCUCGAGUGGGCCGGGUUCGAGGCCAGUGGCGAUGGGCAGCCAGACCCGCGCGCCGCCUGCUGGGAGCCCGUCUUCGUCAACGGGGUUUCCUUCGCGGGCUGCUCCCAGCGCCGGGCCUUCGGAGGCCACCCGCAAGGCGCCGCGCGCUCCGGCGCGGGCCCCCCCGCGGGGCGCCAGGCAGGCCCGGGCGAAGGAGGCGGCGAGGCGGCGAGCCGCGGCGACUGCGGCCGACGGGAUGACGGUCUGUCAGACGCACUCGGUCCGCCCCGCUACGUUGCGGCUGCACCAAGACGAUUUUGCUUUUUUCAAGCGCUGGCUGAAGCGGCAGGGCCACCCCAUGCCGGAGGGCGAGGCCGACACCGACCUGGUGCUGGCGCAGUUCUUGGACGAGAUGUACCUCGACGGGGUGCAUCUCAGCCUGGGGCAGCGCGCGGCGCUGUUCCACCAGUCCUCUCUGAGCAAGGCGGGGGCGCGCGGGUGCCGCAGAGCCGCCGCGCGCCGCUCAAGGGCUGGCAGCGUUUGGCGCCUGCGGGUUCCAGGAGGGGCUCGUGACGCGGCUGACGUUGAGAUGUACUACCGCCCGAACGAGCCGCUCACCCUCCGCGCGAUGGACCUGGCGCCCCCCGUGGCAGGGGCGUGGGCGGGCGGGAGCUGGUCGCUGACGCUGCGUGCCCGCGAGCACGGGGUCGCCUCCAAGACCGAGGCUGGACCUCGAGCGGCAGGCGGGCCUCGCGGCCUCGGGCCGGCCCUUGCCGCCCUGGUGGAGGCGCGCUUCGGUGCCCAGUGGCGGCUGCCGGUGCUGAAGCGGCCUGCGGGCGCUGCCUCGGAUCCGCUUCUGUUCGCGAUCAGCAGCAAGCAGGCGGGUCAGGCCUUCGAGAGGGCCGCGCAGGCGCUGGGGCUCCGACGCGGCGACCGGCGCCAGGGCGCGCGGCUCGGCGAGGUGCUCGAACGUCUGACGCCCCCUCUGCAUGCCCACGCGCUGCGCUGCGUCGACUUGCUCGCCGCGGUCGCGGCCAGGUGCUGUGGUGGGGGCAUCUCGUUCUGCGAUGCUCAUGACCUGACGUUAGGCAAGAACCAGAAUUGUCUGAUGGGCUGGCUGUCGGGCGGGCUCAUCAUCGGGUUCCACGUUGCGCUACCGUGCCAGACCUACUCCCGCAUCCGCGAUCAUGGAAACGGUCCGCCGCCGCUGAGCUACAGCGCCGGGAUCAGCGCGUGCGAGAAAGGCGAACAGUGGCUGCAGGCGCUCUGGCUGCUCGGCAAAGCACGGGAAAUAAAAUUGGAGCCAAAUAUAAUCAGCUACAGUGCUGCCAUCAGCGCGUGCGAGAAGAGCGGGAAAUGGCAGCAGGCGCUGUCGUUGUUUGGAGAGCUGAGGGAAGCCAGGUUGGAUCCAGACGUCGUCAGCUUCGGAGCUGCAAUCAGCGCGUGCGAGAAAGGCGGACAAUGGCAGCGCGCGUUGGUUCUGCUCGGCGUCCUGCGGGAGACGCAGGUGGAUCUGGACACCAGGAGCCUCGAGCCUCUCGGGCAGGCGCUGGCGCUCCUCCGCGAGCUGAGGGGCCUUCGGCUGGAGCCGAGCGUCGUCAGCUGCAACGCCGCGAUCAGCGCGUGCGAGAAGUGCGGGCAGUGGCAGCGCGCGCUGGUCCUCCUCGGCGAGGCGGAGGAAACGAGCGCGGAGCCGGACGUCCUCAGCUACAACGCUGCGAUCAGCGCGUGCGAUAAGGGCGGGAAGUGGCAGUUUGCUUGGCUGUUGAUCAACGCCUUGCGGGGCAAUACAUUGAAGCCAGACUGCAUAAGUUACAGCGCUGCGAUUAGCGCGUGCGAGUAA
Molecule: messenger RNA, 3981 nt
Organism: Prorocentrum cordatum
Lineage: Eukaryota; Dinophyceae; Prorocentrales; Prorocentraceae
Source: the annotation of a GenBank genome assembly